AUGCAGGCUCUUGUAGGCGCCGAAACAGGUGGCUAUCGUCUUGCCGACAACGUCGAAAAGCCUGUUCUCCAACCAGGCUCCAUACUCUGUCAUGUCAAGGCGGUCGCACUCAACCCACACGAUGCGAAGAUCGUUGACUACUCCAACGUCCCUGGGGCGCUUGGCGGUUGCGAUUUUGCCGGUGUCGUUGUUGAGAUUGGCAACGGCGUGAAACGUUUCAAAGAAGGUGAUCGUGUAUUUGCUGUCACGUUCGGUAUGAAUGCCUCAGACAAGACUGCCGGUGCCUUCACUCAGUACGCUGUGGCAACUGAGGACUUGAGCUGCCUCAUCCCAGAAGCCAUGUCAUUCACCGAGGCAUGUUCAAUGGGACUCGCCAUUGCUACCGCUGGCUUGGCGCUCUUCCAAACUCCCGGCUUGCAACUGUCUAUGCAAGGUGGUAACGGUGAAGCUGUGCUUGUCUCGGGAGGAGCCACGGCCACAGGUACCAUGGCAAUUCAGUUUCUGAGGAUAGCGGGUUAUACACCCGUAGUUACCUGUUCUCCCUCAAACAAUGCUUUAUGCGAGUCAUUUGGUGCUGAAAUAUGUUUCGAUUAUCAUUCACCCACUUGCGGUGCUGAUAUUCGUGUACAAACUGGUAACAAACUCCGACACGUCCUCGAUUGCGUUGUAGACAUCAGCACCAUGAAAAUGAGCUAUGACGCGAUCGGCUCCUCAGGAGGUGCAUAUGUCGCACUAGAGGCCAUUCCCACCAAUAUCAAGUACACACGCAGAGACAUUUGUGCUAAUUGGCUGAUGGCUCCUUCGAUCCUUGGAACUCCUGUUAACAAGAAGGGAGCAUAUGGAAGACCAAGUAUGCCCGAGCACAGACAGUUUGGGACAUACUUGUUUGCUUUGGCAGAGAAGUGGUUACAAGACGGGAGUAUCAAGCAUCAUCCAAUUGAAAUUAGAGAAGGAGGCUUGAGAAGCAUUCGUGAGGGUAUCGAUGACCUGAGACGUGGAAACGUGCAUGCCAAGAAGCUUGUAUACCCGUUAUCGGCCUAG
Molecule: messenger RNA, 1041 nt
Organism: Fusarium fujikuroi IMI 58289
Lineage: Eukaryota; Fungi; Ascomycota; Sordariomycetes; Hypocreales; Nectriaceae
Product: related to C.carbonum toxD protein
Exons: 2
Coding region: 1-1041 (346 amino acids)
Molecular function (GO): oxidoreductase activity, acting on NAD(P)H
Source: RefSeq, a predicted model, not a curated record